Messenger RNA from Gossypium arboreum, 1904 nucleotides. RefSeq names its product gibberellin receptor GID1C-like. NCBI's taxonomy places the organism in Eukaryota, Viridiplantae, Streptophyta, Magnoliopsida, Malvales, Malvaceae. The record is from RefSeq and is a predicted model, not a curated record. Gene Ontology annotation, cellular component: cytoplasm; nucleus. The coding region runs from base 346 to 1383 and encodes 345 amino acids. The transcript is spliced from 3 exons. Gene Ontology annotation, biological process: raffinose family oligosaccharide biosynthetic process; floral organ morphogenesis; positive regulation of gibberellic acid mediated signaling pathway. Gene Ontology annotation, molecular function: hydrolase activity; gibberellin binding.
ACCACACACAUAUAAUAACCUCCCUGUUUUAAUUUAUUUAUUGGUGUGAGAUUUAUCAUUUUAUUGUUCACUCUGUUUUUCUGCUCUCUUAUGAACUUAUAAUUAAGCCAAAAAGAAAAAAAAGGUUUUAAUGAAUUUGAUAAUGAGCUGAACAGCAGAAAAAAGAGGGAUCUUUGGAGUGGAAAAUAGAAUAAGAAUAGAAUCUUUGUUGUUUGUUUCUUCUUUAAAAAAAAAUAAAAACAAAAUUGGUUUUGUGAUAUGAAUUGUGGGUUUCUGGGUUGUUCUUCGAAAGGAUCUGUUUUAAGCUUUGGGGUUUUGUUUUUGAGUCUUUAAAGAAGGGGGGAAAUGGCUAGAAGUAAUGAAGUCAGCCUCAAUGAAUGCAAGAUGGUGGUUCCCCUAAAUACGUGGGUCCUCAUCUCCAAUUUUAAGUUGGCUUACAAUCUUCUUCGUCGACCUGAUGGCACUUUCAAUCGUCACUUGGCAGAGUUUCUUGAUCGCAAAGUCCCUGCUAAUGCGAACCCAGUUGAUGGGGUUUUCUCGUUUGAUGUUCUCAUUGAUCGUGGUACGAGCCUCCUGAGUCGGAUUUAUAGGCCGACUACAGCUGAAGAGCCUCAACUGAAUAUUGCUGAACUUGAGAAGCCUGUUACGGCGGCGGUGGUCCCUGUUAUUAUUUUCUUUCACGGUGGAAGCUUUGCACAUUCCUCGGCUAAUAGUGCUAUAUAUGACACUCUAUGUCGGAGAUUGGUAAGCCUUUGUAAGGCUGUUGUGGUCUCCGUGAAUUAUCGCCGUGCACCUGAAAAUAGAUAUCCGUGUGCUUAUGAUGAUGGGUGGACUGCUCUCAAGUGGGUUAACUCUAGACCAUGGCUUCAAAGUCAGAAAGAUUCUAAGGUUCAUAUAUAUCUAGCUGGAGAUAGCUCUGGUGGCAACAUUGCACACCAUGUUGCUCUGCGAGCCAUAGAAUCAGGAAUUGAUGUAUUGGGAAAUAUAUUGCUCAAUCCAAUGUUUGGUGGACAAGAAAGAACUGAAUCUGAAAAGCGUUUAGAUGGGAAAUACUUUGUUACUCUACGAGAUCGGGACUGGUAUUGGAGAGCUUAUCUUCCUGAAGGUGAAGACAGAGAUCAUCUUGCAUGUAACCCUUUUGGACCAAACGGUAGAAGUCUCGAAGGAAUCAAAUUUCCAAAGAGUCUUGUCGUGGUUGCCGGCUUGGACCUUAUUCAGGAUUGGCAAUUGGCUUAUGUUGAAGGGCUCAAAAAAGCUGGGCAAGAGGUUAAACUUUUAUACAUGGAACAGGCCACGAUUGGUUUCUACUUGUUGCCGAAUAACAAUCACUUCCAUACUGUUAUGGAUGAGAUAAGCAAAUUCGUACACUCUUUUAACUCUUAAUCAGGUAUGGUAAUAUAUGUUUGUGAGGAAUCAGAAGGUAGGCAUUUCAUGCGUUAAAUCCCAGCAGGGACAAAAGGGGUAUCAACACACCUUUGACAAAUGAUUGGAAGCAAAUUCUAGUAAGUUUUUAAUUAUUUUUCUACCUAUGGGAUUGGGAUUUUGAUUUAAUAAUUUAUUGUCAUUUCUUGAAUGCUUGUUAUUAUGGUAUGGAUGAUUAAAUUUGGAGGGCUGAAUCUUUGCAUACAAUACAGGAAUUGGCUUGUUUUGAAAAAGGAAAGGAAAAAAAAGAAAAAAACAUACAUGGUAUAUUAAUGGUGGUUGCAAAAUGGAUGACAUUAAAAGGGGGACCACUUGAGAGGGCAUACACCAUCCCUUUUUUUGUAAGCUGUUAUGAUUUGCUGUCAUAGUGCUAAAAGAAUAUUAGCAUAAUGUUAAAGAACAGCUAGGCUUUUUGAUAAUGACAUCAAAAGCCCUGUCUAAUUGACUUUAAUGGAAAAUAUGGCACUAUCUUAAGAAAUAAA